AUGGCUCCCCGCCCACCGCCCUCAGAAAAGAAGCCCUCGGCGCGCGCCCUCCGCAUGCAGCGCAUAACCGGCCAGAUCCACCCCCUCGCCCCCAUGAAGACGCACAGGGAGGGCACCCUGACCGACGACUCCUUCCUCUCCUCGAAGCGCGACAAGCGCCAGAUCAAGCACUCCUCCUUCGUCUCCCGCAUCCACUCCACCGCCGACGCCCGCGUGGGCAAGAAGAAGCGGACUCGCCGCCCGGGGAACAAGCUCGCCGCCGACCUCGACGCACUCGCCGACGCGCUGCCGGAGAUUGAAGAGGGCGCCGCGGCGAACAGGGGGAAGGUGCAGCACAAGAGCCUGCGGACGAGGAAGGGCGCCCUGAAGAGGAAGGAGAGGAUCGUCAAGGGCGAGAUGGAGAGGUUCGGGGCGAGCAUGGCCCGGUUGGCAGAUCUGCCUGCGGACCAGGCGGCGCCGCAGCAGCAGAAGCAGGCGGAUGAGAAGAUGGACGAGGCACCUGCGCCUGCGCCAGCUGCGAGUACGAGCAAUAGGUGGGCGGCGCUGCGAGGGUACAUCUCCACCACGAUGGAGCAAAACCCGGCGUUCUUGAACAAGUAG
Clonostachys byssicola is the source of this 600-nucleotide messenger RNA. The record is from the annotation of a GenBank genome assembly. NCBI's taxonomy places the organism in Eukaryota, Fungi, Ascomycota, Sordariomycetes, Hypocreales, Bionectriaceae.